Molecule: messenger RNA, 621 nt
Organism: Callithrix jacchus (white-tufted-ear marmoset)
Lineage: Eukaryota; Metazoa; Chordata; Mammalia; Primates; Cebidae
Gene: CHCHD5
Product: coiled-coil-helix-coiled-coil-helix domain containing 5
Biological process (GO): cellular respiration
Cellular component (GO): mitochondrial intermembrane space
Source: RefSeq, a predicted model, not a curated record
CUAAAGGGAACAGGCUACUAGUCCAAUCGGCUACCGGGAAAAAAAACAAGCUGGGGCCGGGCGCCGCCAUGGCAACUGAUACCGGAAAAGGCGGGUCGUUCCUUCCGGACUGAGCCACACCGGCAAAGAUCUCGAGAUGCAGGCAGCCCUGGAGAUCACCGCUCGCUACUGCGGCCGGGAGCUGGAGCAGUAUGGCCAAUGUGUGGCCGCCAAACCUGAAUCCUGGCAGCGGGACUGUCACUACCUUAAGAUGAGCAUUGCCCAAUGCACAUCCGCUCACCCAAUCAUCCGUCAGAUCCGCCAGGCCUGUGCUCAGCCUUUCGAGGCCUUUGAGGAGUGUCUUCGGCAGAACGAGGCAGCUAUGGGCAACUGUGCGGAGCAUAUGCGCCGCUUCCUGCAGUGCGCUGAGCAGGUGCAACUGCCACGCUCACCUACGACUGUGGAGGCACAGCCACUUCCUGCCUCCUGAGGACUCCUUUGCCUGCAGGAAAACUGGAUAUGAAUGACUGCCCCCUGCACCCCUCCCCUGCAGAGUGGCCAGAUGGAGUCCUGAGCCCUGGCUGUGUGACUGGCUUUCCUGGAUAUCAGGACUUCCAAUAAAUAAAGACUGCGUAUACUGGG